Molecule: messenger RNA, 5799 nt
Organism: Morone saxatilis (striped sea-bass)
Lineage: Eukaryota; Metazoa; Chordata; Actinopteri; Moronidae
Gene: ppfia3
Product: PTPRF interacting protein alpha 3
Biological process (GO): synapse organization
Cellular component (GO): presynaptic active zone
Molecular function (GO): protein binding
Source: RefSeq, a predicted model, not a curated record
AUGAUGUGCGGGGUGAUGGCGCCACCCAUCUGCGGAGGAGGGCGCGGGGUAGGAGGCGCGUCUUCCCCGGCGGGGGGCGGGGGGGGGAUGGGCGGAGGGAUUGGAGGCAUAGUGGGCUUCACCAGCCGUGACCCCCGUGGUGUCGGUGGCAGCGACGAGGGGGGCAGCACGGGCAACCUGGAGUCGCUGAUGGUGAACAUGCUGACGGAGAGGGAGAGGCUGCUGGAGAGCCUGAGGGAGACGCAGGACAGUCUGGGGACGGCGCACCUACGCCUGCGAGAGCUGGGCCACGAGAAGGAGUCACUCCAGAGACAGCUGUCCAUCGCCCUGCCACAGCGGCUUCCGAACGGACCGUCCUCCAUCUUGGACGAUGCAGACGUCGACAGGCAGAGAGAGAGCGAGAUAGAGCGGCAGAGGUCAGAGCUGGGACAGCUGAAAGAGAGACUGGCCCUCAUGUGCAGACAGGUCGGGGAGAUCGAGGAGCAGCUGACGUCCGCCAGGAGGGAGCUGGCACGAUCGGAGGAGGCCAACCAGAAACUACAGAGGGAUGUGAAAGAGGCACUCUGUCAAAGGGAAGACAUGGAAGAGAGAAUCACCACAUUAGAACGCAGGUACCUGAGUGCCCAGAGGGAGGCGACGUCUCUCCACGACAUAAAAGACAAACUGGAGAACGAGUUGGCCAGCAAAGACUCUCUCUACAGACAGAGCGAGGAGAAGAACCGGCAGCUUCAAGAGCGUCUGGAUGAUGCCAAACAGAAGCUGCAGCAAACUCUGCAGAGGGCCGAGACGCUGCCGGAGAUCGAGGCCCAGCUCGCCCAGAGAGUGGCAGCACUCAACAAGGCAGAGGAGCGUCAUGGUAACUUUGAGGAGCGACUGCGACAGAUGGAGGCGCAACUGGAGGAGAAGAACCAGGAGCUACAGAGGGCGAGGCAGAGGGAGAGGAUGAACGAUGAACACAACAAGCGUCUCUCCGACACGGUGGACAAGCUACUGUCUGAGUCCAACGAGAGGCUGCAGCUCCAUCUGAAGGAGAGAAUGGCUGCCCUGGAAGAAAAGAAUGCCCUCUCUGAGGAACUGUCCAACAUGAAGAAACUCCAGGAUGAUCUCUUGGCAAACAAGGACCAGCUGAUAGCGGAGCUGGAAAGGCUUCAGCUGGAGUUAGAUCAGCUGAGAGCGAGGCCCGGGGGCUCUUAUUCCAGUCGCUCUCUGCCAGGUAGUGCUCUGGAAUUGAGGUAUUCCCACGGGGGCGGGUCCCUCCCGACCGGCUCCACAACUCACCUGGAUCCCUUCGGUAACGCAACCUCCGGGGGCGUGGUCAGGCGGAGUCAUCGGGCCCGUUGGAGCUCCGCCCGUGAGGACUCGACCAAGUACCCUGACUGGGAUAGCGGGGCUCUGCUGGGGACUGGGUUCGAGCCGGGCUUGGAUGUGGGCUGCUCCGAUGACGAAGACGACGGGGAGCCUCGGUUUGGCUCUGAGCUGCUGUCCCCAAGUGGACAGACAGACGUGCAGACCCUGGCCAUCAUGCUGCAGGAACAGCUGGAGGCCAUCAAUAAGGAGAUCAAACUGAUCCAGGAGGAGAAGGAGAACACGGAGUUGCGGGCCGAAGAGAUCGAGAGCAGGGUCAGCGUGGCUUUGGACAGUCCGCCCAUCCCUCCAUCAACCCUGGGGAGAGACAGCACAGGACGGGGCUUCAUCCCCUCGUCCAUCACAUCCUCCACCCUGGCCUCCCCUUCUCCUCCCAGCUCUGGGCACUCCACCCCUCGCCUGCCUCACUCCCCGGCCCGUGAGACUGAUAGACAGAACAACAAAGAUGAUGACCGGUCCCUCGCUCUUCUUGACUCUACGCCUCCUUCCACUCCUCGAGCGCUGCGAUUGGACAGAAUGACCCUCACCCAUCCAGGAGCAAUGCUAGAUGACCCCCGGGAGUUUCGCAGUCUCUCGGCAGAUGGCAGCAGCUCCAACAGCAGCCAAGAUUCUCUCCACAAGUCCAGUAAGAAGAAAAGCAUCAAGUCUUCCAUCGGUCGGCUUUUUGGAAAGAAGGAGAAAGGAAGGAUAGGCCAACCUGGGCGGGAUGGAUCUGCUUCUCUCGCAUCUACACCCUCUGAAGACCUGGCCUCUGGAGACCCAAUGGGGAUAAACAAGACUGGGACUCUGGGUCCUGCAGAUAAAGAUCGCCGCAGCAAGAAGAAGCAUGAGCUACUGGAAGAAGCAUGUCGCCAAGGACUUCCCUUUGCAUCUUGGGACGGACCCACUGUUGUAUCUUGGUUGGAGCUGUGGGUGGGAAUGCCAGCCUGGUACGUCGCAGCCUGUCGUGCCAACGUGAAGAGCGGUGCCAUCAUGGCCAACCUGUCGGACACGGAGAUCCAGAGGGAGAUCGGCAUCAGUAACCCGCUUCACCGCCUCAAACUGCGGCUGGCCAUCCAGGAGAUGGUGUCCCUCACCAGCCCCUCUGCCCCGGCCAGCACUCGCUCUUCGACCAGUAACGUUUGGAUGACCCACGCAGAGAUGGAGUCUCUGAAUGCUGCCACCAAGCCUCCGGAGCUGAAAGAGUUCAGCUGGGAUCAGAUACUGGCCUAUGGCGAUAUGAAUCACGAGUGGGUGGGCAACGACUGGCUGCCCAGCCUGGGCCUGCCACAAUAUCGCAGCUACUUCAUGGAGUCCCUGGUGGAAUGUGAUGGUGUGGUCCAAUGAGCGCGUGAUGUGCUGGGUGCAGACUCUUGGUCUGAAGGAGUACGCAGACAACCUGCGUGAGAGUGGAGUCCACGGGGCUCUGCUGGCUUUAGACGACACCUUUGAUUACACUGACCUGGCCCUGCUGCUGCAGAUCCCCAAUCAGAACACACAGGCCAGACAGCUCCUGGAGCAAGAGUACAACUCCCUCAUCUCCAUGGGAACCGAGAGGCGACCCGAUGAGGAUGGUACCAAGACGUUCACCCGCUCGCCCUCCUGGAGGAAGAUGUUUAGAGAGAAAGACCUCCGGGGCGUGACCUCUGACUCCGCCGAGACCCUGCCUGCUAACUUCCGUGCCUCAGCCAUCUCCACGCCCUCCGUUACCCUGAGAAAGGUCCAGAGUGACGCCAGCUCUGGUGCCCGGGGUGAAUCUGCCUCAGUGAGGACGUACUCCUGUUGAGGGGCUGAGGGCGCUGACUGGAUUGGGACUAGAGGACCCUCUUGCUCAUCCACAGAGAAAGAAGCAAUGAAUAUAACCAUUUAACUUAAAAAUAAAUCUAUCGGUCUGACCAUUCUGCAAUAACAGAAGCAAAGGAAUAAAGGGGAAAAUGACAUGAAGAAUGUAUGAAUGUGUUUUCCGACCAGACUAGGAGGGUUGAAUUGGGAUCAGCUGUUUUCUCUCUCUGUCUCUCUCUCUUCCUGUCAUUCUGUCUUUGCUCUUUCUCUUUUGAUGUGACUGUGCUGUGGGGUUAAUAAAGGACAACGCCGGUGUUGGUUGGGUUUGUGCCGGUCGUGCAGGUUUCCCCUCUCUUCAUUCCUGUCAGAGUCUGUACACAGUCAGCAGAGUUGGCAAUAUCAGGGCUCAUUUUCCUACCUUCAGAGGAAACCACUUGCUGCCAUUUAUUCUCUUACAGUUUAAAAACAACUAAACGUGUCGCCUUAUAACUUCUGCUCCACAACAGGUGUUUUUAAUGAGAGCCAGGGCAGAAGUAAACCUCAUCGUAAAGUUUAGAUUUUAAAAACAAGAGGAAUGACUGGAAGGAUGUUAAAAUGAUUGGGGGAAAUGACUGCAUGGACAUAAAACCGGUUAUAACUCCAAACAACACCAGUGUUCUCCUUUCUACUCAUGAGUCAGCCGGUGUCCAGUGUCAGCCAUUGUGGCUCCAUUGUCGGCUUCUAUGGUCCCGUCAGGGGUGUCUAAGUGCUCCCAAUUGGUCGGAGUAGUGUAGUAAAACACGUCUGAACUCAGACCAUUAUUUAGCUCCGACCACAUCAGAGGGACCUUCCUCAUGCUUUGUCUAUUGGCACCUUGAAAGCCGAUAGGCUGAAUAAUCUCUUUUGAAGGGACCCUAUUAUAGAGAUCAAAGGCAUUAGAGGUUGAUGGGACAGGGUGGAGGGAGGCCACAGAGGCAUUGUGUUCACUGAUUUCACAGUGUCGAUGGCAGGAAAUCCAUACAGUCAGCAUUGGUACCACUUUCUGGCGUACUUUACAAGGAGUUUAUAAAUUCUUACAUUUGGGUCUAUCAAUUUUAAAGGGGAACACCACAUAUUUUUACAUUACAUUGAGUUUACUCAUCAGGAAGAGUGUGAAAACGGUUGUGGGAUGUCUUCUUUGGUGCUGGAGGAGCUAAACCCUCACAAUGCCAUAGUGAUUCCAUCAGGGAAAUUUAAAAUUGGUUUGCUGGGCAUUUAGGAGAUACAGGGAUUAUUGAAAGACGAUACUGUGUUGCGUUCCGGGAAAUGUAGGAUCCACCAUUCUUGGAGCUUCACCCAUAUUAGAGACUAUAAAGUCAGGAUGUAUCUGCUUCUGAUGCUUCGAUUUUCACCAAUUUAAAAAAUAAAUCUGCCUCUUGUGAGAUGCCCAACUUUGUCCAAGAGCAAUGCUAAAACAUUUAAAUACUCAUUCAAUAAGUAAUGUAUUAAUGCUUUACAGAAAAAGAAGUAAAGCAUAUACUACAGUAAUAACAACACAUUUUAGUUUGCCAAAUUGUAAAAAAUCCAUUUGAAUGGUUCUUAUUCUUUGUGAGGACACCACUGAUGGACAGUUCAAACACACACAUUACCUUCUAUAACUGCAGACCUGUAGCUACAUAUGAGGCUCAUGUAAAAAGUCAAGUUUUCUGACUUAGCAAUGAGCCAAAUGCAGCUUUAGUAAUAAAAGGUUCUUCCACUCCAAAUAUCUACCCUGAGUAGAAUUUAAAAUGUUAUAAUAAGUUGUUAAUAGAUGGAUUCAGAAUGACAAGAUCUUAUUUGUAUCUUAUUUCUGCAUUUCUACAAAUUGAAACAUAAUUAACAUGAAAACGCCUCUGAUUGCGAAUUGUAAACCCUUGGUAAAGUAUGCCUUAUAACAACGUGGUACCAAAGUGUUGCUUAUAUUUAGGAAAGCUUGACCUUGACACUGAGGUCAGACAGACUCCUCACUAGCCCUCCACGAUGCCGUUGUGCGGUUUAUGACUUGUAAUCAUCAGCUCAGGGUCUUGGGUAAUCCUGAUGAUGGGAGAGGGUGUCAGAGAGACAAAACAGCAACUCACAGGGAGGAAAGAAAAAAACUAAAAGGGUGGACAGAAGCCGGUCAUUUUACUGCACACACAAGCCAUAACAGAAACCAAGAGCUCUCUGGGGGGUGAGAUCAGAUAGAGGCAGGAAGAGAGGGCGAGCCCGAGGAAGCCCAGGAAACAAAACCUUUAGCCUCUGUGUUUACGAUGCAUGUCAAACAAACGACAAUGACCUAAAAAGAUUUUUUUGGUGGUGAAGAUGAUAUGAGGUGUCUUUAAAAAAAAUAUAUAUCUGUAUGAUAAACCUACAGGGGGUGGGAGCCUGGGGAUCAAUUUGUAAAAUGUGUGUAUUUUUUUCAGUUGUAUUUUUUAUUUUUUACGAUAUCUAUUUAUUUUCUUUAGGUAUGUAUUGGAUAAACGUAUGUACAUGUUCUGUUCCUUCUUGACUUCAUUUGAACUAGUUUUAAAAGUAAAUAUGAAACAUUGAAAAUGGUCAUUCAAAUACGCUACUGUAUGUGUACAUUUUGAGAACAAAUUGUGCAAUGAUUUAACAGAUUUCCAUGAUUAAAGUGAUAGUAAUACAAAUGGAAAAUAUCAUCUGGAAAAUAAACAAUAAUGAUGAUGAUGAUAAUGA